AUGAAGCCUACGAAACGAAGCGAUGCAGUGCCUGUUCUCUUCAAUAUCAAGUGCCAUGUACAACAGCUAGGCAAUAGUGUAAUCUUUGCCGAUAUUUCUCAUCGAAGUGAAUAUCCUGAAGAAGAAGAAGUCCUGUUCGAUUUGAGUACAGCUUUUCAAGUUCAUAGUGUUGAACACGAUGGAGAAGUGUGGGUGAUCAAUAUGACGGUAACGAAUGAAGGACAAGUAGUUGUCCAAGAUUAUCUCGAAGCGACACGUCGUGAAACGGAAGAGUGCAGUGUUGGAAUCAUGUUUGGUAGGCUGAUGUGCAACAUGGGUCAAUAUGGCAAAUCUCAACGAUACUUUGAACAGUUGUUAAUCAAUUCGAAAGAUGAAGAUCCGGCAUGGGUCGAGUAUAAUAUUGGUCGAGCACUUCACUUCAAGGGAGAAUGGAAGAAAGCACGAAAAUACUAUGAUAAUGCGUACCAGCGAAUGAUGAAUAUUAAUCCACAUCGAGUACUCAACAAUAUUGGUGCUGUGCUGAAAAAUGAAGGAAACUACGAUGAAGCUCUUGUUUUCUAUCAGCGAGCACUAACUAUACGAGAGAAAUAUUAUCCUAAUGGUCAUCUUGACAGUUCUGCAAGCUUGAACAACAUUGGUCGUGUGUUGGAAGCUCAAGGAAAAUGCGAUAAAGCACUUGAUUUCCAUCGAAGAGCGCUGAUCAUACAAGAAAAAUGCUGUCCGAAUGGUCAUCCAGAUAUUGCUUAUAGCCUCAACAACAUAGGUCAUGUGCUGGAAAGUCAAGGAAAGUACGAUGAAGCACUUGAUUUCCAGCGACGAGCACGAGUCAUACAAGAGAAAUAUUUUCCUCCUGAUCAUCCUCAUAUUGCUACGAGUUUCAACUAUAUUGGUGGUGUGCUGCAUUGUCAAGCAAAGUGCGAUGAAGCUCUUGAUUUCUAUCGAAGAGCGCUGGUCAUACGAGAGAAGUACUAUCCCACUGGUCAUCCCGAUACUGCUUUGUGCCUCAAUAAUAUUGGUCGUGUGUUAUACGAUCAAGGAAAGUACGAUGAAGCGCUCGAUUACCAUCGGCGAGCGUUGACCAUGCUCGAGAAGUAUGAGUCUAGUAAGCAUCCUGACAUUGCUUCUACUCUUAACAACAUGGGUGCCACCUACGAAAAGUAUAAUCGACCAAAAGAAGCACUCGACUAUUAUCAGCGAUCUUUGGCAAUAUACCAAAAAGUUCUACCUGCCGGCCAUAUAAAUUGUAAGACAGUUGAAAAGAAUAUUCGUCGGCUCUCAUCUAAGAAUUGA
Rotaria sp. Silwood2 is the source of this 1290-nucleotide messenger RNA. The record is from the annotation of a GenBank genome assembly. Lineage: Eukaryota; Metazoa; Rotifera; Eurotatoria; Philodinida; Philodinidae.